CUUUCAGUCUCUCCUGUUUGUCUUUCGCUGCUCUUGCCAUGCACUGCCUGUAUAGCUCCUUCUUCAUUUUCAUUUGAUUCUCUAUAUGACAUUUGGCCGAACUGCUACGCGGGCCAGCAAAUAUGCAUACCUUCUCGCGACAUCUUCCUAACAUAACAUCUUCCUGAUAGCCUCCCCAAACUAUAUCCCAAUCCUCCGCGCUCAAGAUGAGUUUCCUGGGCGACAUUGUCAAUUCUAUUGGCAGCGAAAAGGCUCCAGCGCCGCCCAAGCCUCCAGUGCGACCGAUCAGUACGAACUCACAUCGCUCUCCCGCUGAUGGAAAGCUCGGGUCGCGCUCUGGGCUCCCAGCUGCCCCUUCGCCACUCAACGGUGUAAAGCGGAAAGCUGAAGAUCAGUCUACAAAAUUGGCUGGCAAGCACAUCAGACCGAAUCCUACACCUGGCUUGACUAGCAGUGUCGCCAGACGUCCAGCUGCCCCUCCUCUCAAUGCGCCGAAAGCAUCAAAUGGAAAAGAAGCCCCAGUGUCCAGACCGAAAAUCGACGCUGCUAUCAGCGCUAUCAAGGCCGGCUCUACGCCCCCUGGAACACCAAUCAGUGCUACUGCAAAAGUUCCGGCGAAGGGCUCCUAUGCCGACAUCAUGGCCAGAGCCAAACAAGCGCAGGAGGCGAGAAUGCAGAGCCAGGUGGGCAUGAUCAAGCAUCAGGCAACCAACAGAGAGAAAGUGUCCAAAGUGGCUGAGAGAAGACGUCAGGAGGAAGAGAAGGCGAAAGCUGCAAAGGCUAAACCUGGUGAACGUCCUCUCAUGACGAAACGCGACAUGUCCCGCAGCCUUAGUCCCGCGAAGAAAGGAGACCAACCUCGAGUUGCCAAGGCGCCACGGCCGCCUCUUCAUGCUCCCGCAGCAUCCUACAAGGGCACAAUGGGCCUCACUUCGAACAGAUCACAAAAGCAAGCUCAGCGCAAGCGGAACAAAUACGAUGAAUAUCUCGCGACGGACGAGGAAGACAAUUCGGACGAAGGCAGCGACGGAGUGGACGAGGAAGAAAACUAUGCGUCUGACGUUUCAUCUGACAUGGAAGCCGGAGCAUUUGAGCUCGACGAAGAAGAGACCAAGGCUCUGAGAGCUGCAAAGGAAGAGGAUGCCCGGGAAUUGGCUCUGGAGAACAGUCUGAAAAAGGAAAAGGAAGAGCGAAAAAAGAGACUGCUUGCCAUGGCUAACAAGCGGAAGUAGUAGUCACCAUCUGUAUCAACGGUUCUGACUUUGGUAUCGCUUCUGAUAUUUUAGCAUCGGUGUUGGCGGGGUUUGCAUAGCGAAGAGAUUUAGUCACUCAGGCGUCAGAAAUACAAGGCAUUUAUCAUUUUGGACUUGACAACGACGGCAGCACUUACAGAUCAUAUAGGGGAUAUGAACCAUACUUCGCAGCCUGAAG
Exophiala xenobiotica is the source of this 1431-nucleotide messenger RNA. RefSeq lists its product as uncharacterized. The record is from RefSeq and is a predicted model, not a curated record. The transcript has a single exon. NCBI's taxonomy places the organism in Eukaryota, Fungi, Ascomycota, Eurotiomycetes, Chaetothyriales, Herpotrichiellaceae. The coding region runs from base 207 to 1232 and encodes 341 amino acids.